AUGAGCUUCCCUGGUGCCGGCGCACCUCCAGACGGCGUUGAGCCAGACUUAGAAAACCCCGAAGACGUUCUUUGGACAUGCAACUUUGUGACCCAGGGACUCACCAUUUUUCUUGUAACUAUCUUUGCUCUUGUUCGACUGUACGCCAAACACAAGCUGUUUGACGGCAAGUUUACAUGGGAUGAUUACACUACAUACUUUGCCUACAUUCUUUUGGUUGGCUACUGUGUCACAGCAUGCCUCGCUGGGGUAUAUGGCGCUGGCCAUAACCAGUGGGAGGUGAGGAAGGAGGAAAUAGAGUAUUUCUACAAAGCAGGAUAUGCAGCCACCAUAUUCUAUGCGCCCAUGACUCUUUGCGUCAAACUUUCACUUCUACUCCUCAUUGCCCGCGUCUUCGGUAGCGUUCAUAAGAAGACAAUGUGGGGAAUCCGCGUUCUCAUUGGGGGGAUCGUGGCCUACUACGUCUCGGGGGUUUUCAUCAAGAUCUUUAUAUGCUGGCCUAUCAGUGCAUAUUGGCGUGGUGAACGGGAGAAAUGCAUGAAUCAAAGUGCCAUCAUCACUGCGGACGCCAUCAUUAGCGCAAUAAGUGACUUGGCUAUCCUUCUGCUCCCUACGCCCCUCACCUGGUCCCUGCAGCUUGCAUUGAAGAAGAGGCUUCGAGUAAUUGCUAUGCUGUGCGCCGGGGGUGUUGCAACUGCAUUUAGUCUUUACCGAUUGGUUCUCAUCCUUUCUGAAGCGAACUCCCAGAAUCAAAGCAUUGUUUUUACCAAGGUCAUUCUCUCAGGAAAUGCCGAAGUUGGCCUUGGGCUUAUAUGCUCGUGUUUGCCAGCUGUCAAUGCCCUUUAUAUUAAAAAGAUCAAAGGGUCAUCAUACUUUGCACGACACGAGUAUCAAAACCAGUAUCACCGCUCAGCCCACAAUGAGCCCGGUCGUGGCGAUAUCCUGAUGACGAGGGCAAUCCGAAUCAACACCUCGUCUAAACAAAGAGGCGACGGCGAAAGUAUAUUAACUGGCUGUGAUGAUGCCGCACUGAUUGCGGAAGCGCAGCAAGCGCCCCGAACAGACACACCAAGCAGAAAGUCGGAUUCAAUCGUAUGA
Molecule: messenger RNA, 1098 nt
Organism: Clonostachys rhizophaga
Lineage: Eukaryota; Fungi; Ascomycota; Sordariomycetes; Hypocreales; Bionectriaceae
Source: the annotation of a GenBank genome assembly